This is a messenger RNA of Heterocephalus glaber (naked mole-rat), 4645 nucleotides long. RefSeq names its product dihydropyrimidinase like 2 (gene Dpysl2). Lineage: Eukaryota; Metazoa; Chordata; Mammalia; Rodentia; Bathyergidae. Gene Ontology annotation, molecular function: hydrolase activity, acting on carbon-nitrogen (but not peptide) bonds, in cyclic amides. The record is from RefSeq and is a predicted model, not a curated record. Gene Ontology annotation, cellular component: cytosol; cytoplasm.
GCCGCUCGCCCAGCUCGCGCGUCGGCCGCGGGGGGCGUGGGCGGGAGGGGAGAGAGCGGGGUCAGGGGGAGGGACCGCCAGGGUGGGCCGCCGAUCGCCAGCCCCGCUUCCUUCCUGUGCACCUUGAGGGGCGGCGCGGCGGCAGCGAGGGGUUUGUGCUCGGGGACAGGGAGACUCGGGGGCCCGCGGGAGGACCGAAGGACGGACGCACGCCAAGGACCGUCCCCGAGCUUCCGCGCCAUGGCCGAGAGGAAGCCAUCCGGGAAGGCAGCAGAGGACGAAGAGGUCCCUGCCUUUUUCAAAAACCUGGGCUCGGGCAGCCCCAAGCCCCGGCAGAAAUUCUGUGGCAUGUUCUGCCCAGUGGAAGGGUCCUCGGAGAACAAGACCAUCGAUUUCGACUCGCUGUCAGUGGGCCGGGGCUCGGGGCAGGUGGUGGCUCAGCAGCGGGACGUCGCCCACCUGGGCCCCGACCCGCAGCCGCCCUUCUCCCGGCAGGGCCGGCGGGCCGGCGGGGAGCCAUCUGUUGAAUCCAGCCGGAAGGUGGAGAUCCGGCGGGCCUCGGGCAAGGAAGCCCUGCAGAACAUCCACGACCAGAGUGAUCGUCUUCUGAUCAAAGGUGGUAAAAUCGUCAAUGACGACCAGUCAUUCUAUGCAGACAUCUACAUGGAGGAUGGGCUGAUCAAGCAAAUAGGAGAAAACCUGAUUGUGCCAGGAGGGGUGAAGACCAUCGAGGCCCACUCUAGAAUGGUGAUCCCUGGAGGAAUUGAUGUCCACACUCGGUUCCAGAUGCCCGACCAGGGAAUGACGUCUGCUGAUGACUUCUUCCAGGGGACCAAGGCGGCCCUGGCCGGGGGCACCACCAUGAUCAUUGACCAUGUUGUCCCGGAGCCUGGGACAAGCCUGCUGGCCGCCUUCGACCAGUGGAGGGAGUGGGCCGACAGCAAGUCCUGCUGCGACUACUCGCUGCAUGUGGACAUCACCGAGUGGCACAAGGGCAUCCAGGAGGAGAUGGAAGCGCUGGUGAAGGACCACGGGGUAAAUUCUUUCCUCGUGUACAUGGCUUUCAAAGAUCGCUUCCAGCUAACAGAUUCCCAGAUAUAUGAAGUCCUGAGUGUGAUCCGGGAUAUUGGUGCCAUAGCCCAGGUCCAUGCGGAAAACGGCGACAUCAUUGCAGAGGAACAGCAGCGGAUCUUGGAUCUGGGCAUCACGGGCCCCGAGGGACACGUGCUGAGCCGGCCGGAGGAGGUUGAGGCGGAAGCCGUGAAUCGGUCCAUCACCAUCGCCAACCAGACCAACUGCCCGCUGUAUGUCACCAAGGUGAUGAGCAAGAGCGCAGCCGAAGUCAUUGCCCAGGCCCGGAAGAAGGGAACCGUGGUGUAUGGUGAGCCUAUCACCGCCAGCUUGGGGACAGAUGGCUCCCACUACUGGAGCAAGAACUGGGCCAAGGCUGCAGCCUUUGUCACCUCCCCACCCCUGAGCCCCGAUCCAACCACUCCAGACUUCCUGAACUCCUUGCUGUCGUGUGGAGACCUCCAGGUCACUGGCAGUGCCCACUGUACCUUCAACACCGCCCAGAAGGCCGUAGGAAAGGACAACUUCACUCUGAUUCCUGAGGGCACCAAUGGCACCGAGGAGCGGAUGUCUGUCAUCUGGGAUAAGGCUGUGGUCACUGGAAAGAUGGAUGAGAACCAGUUUGUGGCUGUGACCAGCACCAAUGCAGCCAAAGUCUUCAACCUUUACCCCCGGAAAGGCCGCAUCGCUGUGGGAUCCGAUGCAGACCUGGUCAUCUGGGACCCCGACAGCAUGAAGACCAUCUCGGCCAAGACACACAACAGCGCGCUCGAGUACAACAUCUUCGAAGGCGUGGAGUGCCGUGGCUCCCCACUGGUGGUCAUCAGCCAGGGCAAGAUUGUGCUGGAGGACGGAACCCUGCAUGUCACAGAGGGCUCUGGGCGCUACAUCCCCCGGAAGCCUUUCCCUGACUUUGUUUACAAGCGUAUCAAGGCCAGGAGCAGGCUGGCGGAGUUGAGAGGGGUCCCCCGCGGCCUGUACGACGGGCCCGUGUGCGAGGUGUCCGUGACGCCCAAGACGGUCACCCCAGCCUCCUCGGCGAAGACGUCUCCUGCCAAGCAGCAGGCCCCACCUGUGCGGAACCUGCACCAGUCUGGAUUCAGCUUGUCUGGCGCUCAGAUUGAUGACAACAUCCCUCGCCGCACCACCCAGCGCAUCGUGGCGCCCCCUGGUGGCCGUGCCAACAUCACCAGCCUGGGCUAAGCUCUUGUGCCCACGGUCCGCUGGGGACAGGGAUGGGACACCCGAGGACAUUCUGAGACUUCCUUCUCCUUCUUCUCCUCCUCCUCCUUUUUUUUUUUUUAAAGAGCCUGUGAUAGUUGCUGUGGGCAGCCAGUUCCUGGGGCUACCCCUGGGGUCCCACCCUCUGCCUCUCACCUGGAGUUACCGAAUUCGCGCACCCACUUCCCCACCCACCCGUGAACACCACACCCACGCCUAGCACCCGCCCUGGCCCUGCACGGAGCUGCCUCCGACACAGAGGUGUGUGCGCCACAAACAGCAGGUCCGGGCUCCUCCGCUCCGCCCUCCGAGCCAGAGCCAGCAUCUUCCUUGUCACGGGGAGGAUACAGUGAAUCGCCCUGAGCUGCCUUUUUGUCUUUGCUUUUUAAAUUUUUAAGAAGGCUGUUUUUUCUCUUUCUUUUUUUUUUCCUGUGGGGCUGGGGGUGGGGUGGGAGAGAGUUUUUUCUUUUUAAAUAUUAAAUUGGAAAGUGAUUCAGUGUUAACACGGGGUUUGAACUGGACAUCCUAAUGAUGCAAUUAAUUAUGCAACCAUCAUGCUCUCCGAGUGGUUGGCAAAGUUGCUUCGUCCCUCCCGAGCGGCUCCCGAGCGUCCCUCCCCUCCAGUCUUCUGAGUCAGCUGUUGUGAAAGGGCAGGUUCCCUCUUGGCCUGGGUUUUUGCAGUGGAUUAGGUCUUUUGAGGAUUCUCCUUGCCACGUUUCCACCCCUCUCUCUUGCUCUCUAGCUUUUUGGUUCAUGAAUAUUUCAGAUGCCCGCGUCUGCCUCCUGUUUCCCUGGCCCUCGCCAGAGGCUGGGUUUCUCCCUCCUUCCCCCGAGGUCUUUUCUGGUCGCCAGGUGUCCCGGGUCCCGGUCAGAACCCGCCGGAAGGAAGGACUUCCCUUGCCCGGCUGCCCCCACCCGUGUCUUCCCGGUCCUUGUCAGACUGGUGCUACCGCCCACGGUCACGAGUGGUGCGUGCGAGGUUGUCUCUUGCCAGGUACGGGAUGGCUGGUUCUCACCCAUGCCAGCCCCGGGCCAAGUCGGGCCUCGAGGCAUGGGCACCCAAAGGGUGAGGCGGUGGCAUGUUGAGUGCUUUUUGAAAGAGUCCGCCCAGGCCCGGGCAGGCAGUGCCCAGGCCCCAUGAAGGAUCUUUGGGUUCCGGAAUAUACCAAGGUUUCUCGCUGUGGGGAAAACACCAUAUUUUUAUCUUGUCCAGUUAUUUCAAAAGCGAUAAUGCAGUACAAGGUGGGCUUUACAAACUCAGAAAUCCCUUGGGAAAUUUGGCUGAACGUCCAUGUUACUUUGCAAGAGAGGAAAAAAAAUCUGUUUUAUGACCCAUGGGUCAUGUCAGGGCCGAUUGGGGAAAAAAAUCUUCCAGGUGGAGUGUGUGGACAGUAGAGAUCACAGGGGACCUUGGGCCGCGCCCCUCCCUCCUGCCUCAGUGACCCCUUUGUGCUGGCCGCCUGCUUUCUGCCCCUGCUGACCGCCUCGAGUUUCUCUCCAGACCCGUGUGCAGGUUCUCAUGAGCAAUGUCAGGUUUGCGGGCUUCUGUGAAACCAAAUCGGCUUUUGUAAAGCGUGACAUCAGAAAGUAGGUCAUUGUCAUUACUGUGACCCUUGUCUCUCCACACGUUUUUGCCUUUGGGGUUUGUGGUCGGGGUUUUGGUUUGUUGUUGUUGUUUAUUUGUUAUUUGAAAGGUAAAUUGCACUUUUUUUUUUAAAAAAAAGGAAUUGGUUGACUUAAUAUAUUUGCUUUUUUUUCUUCUCACCUAUACUUAGAGGAAAUUGGAACAAGUUGGAAAAGAAAUUUUUGUUUCAAUUCUAAGAAACACAUGCAGCUCUUCAGUAUUCGCUCCUCUUCCUGUCUUUCCCGUACUGGGCCAUGGUAAUUUUGGUUGUUUCGGUUAUUUUCUUAAAAAAAAGAAACCACAAUUCUAAACCCGAAGAUUCCCGCAGGCUGUGUAAGCAUGUUUACCUGUUGGCUUGCUUUGUGUAUCUGUUAAUGAAUGUCAUGUAAAUGCUAAAAUAAAUGGACAGUGUCUCAGAACUGAGUAACUGCAGUGACUUGAUGCUCUAAACCAGUGUAGGAUUUAAUACUAGGUGGCUUUUAACCCUUGAAAUUGUGAUUGUGACUCAUGAGUGGAGGACCUUCCAGUGCUAAAGCUGAUCAUGUGUGUAACCAGAGAAGUUCUUUUGUUUUUUAGUUUUUGUUUUUUAGUUUUGUUUUUGUAACCACUCACUGUCUUAAUGGCAAAAUAAUUAUGGUAAAACAACAAGUCUCGUGUUUAUCAUUCCUUAAGAACUCUGUGUUAUAUUACCAUGGAACGCCUAAUAAAGCAAACUGUGGUUGUUUCCGG